Klebsormidium nitens is the source of this 3582-nucleotide messenger RNA. The record is from the annotation of a GenBank genome assembly. Lineage: Eukaryota; Viridiplantae; Streptophyta; Klebsormidiophyceae; Klebsormidiales; Klebsormidiaceae.
AUGGCCCUAGAAGAAGCUACCGCAGACUCCGCGGGAAGUCCCACGGAGCCGUCUGUCAACCUGGAAAGCGGGCAGACCUUUGUUAUGCAAACGGACGUACAGCUGGAGAUGCCGAAUCUUAGGAGAGGUCAGAGGACCUCAGCUACAACUCCGAAGGAAAUGAGCAGUGCGCAACCAGCUGGCGCUCGUUCCGGUGCCGACGCGGAAGCGCACUCCUUCCCCGUGCGGCCCCGCCCCCGGCUUGCUCUCUUCCCGAGCCGUUUGUCCCGCGAGACACCCGCCUCCCCGGCCAGCGACGAAGAGCACCCCUCCGAUGAUCCUCAAGCGCGCGGCAGCUGGCAUCAGGAGUCGCGCAGCCCGCGCGCGAGCGCACCCGAGUCGGAGCGCGGGACCCGGGCUCGGCGUAGCUGGACGCGGGGAGGCGCGAUGUCGACGGCCGCGCCGGGGGUAUCGCUGGACCUGGGCACGAAACGGAAGAAGCGCGUGCCGUUCUCGAUCGCGCUGCAGCUGACGCUGUUCGUCGCGGUGCUCGUGGUGGUCUCGUCCGGGUCCAUGGCGCUCGUCCUCUGGCUCAACAGCCAGAAGGUGAUUGACAGCGAGAUCGAGCGGCGGCUGACGACGGUCGUCACGCUGCGUCAGCAGGAGGUGCUGCACUACUUCGCCAGCGAAGCCGACAACCUAAACCUCAUCGCGACGCGCGUGCUUAUAAACGCGCUGCUCCUGCGGCACAACUCGGGGGAUACCCUCGGCUCCUCGGACGUCCAGGUGGGCGUCAACGACUUACGGACCGCCGCGUCGGUCCUCCCGGACGUCCGCUCGAUCGUCAUCUACGACGCCAACCGCACGGCCCUGCUCAGGACGUCCAACGCCACUGCCGCUGACGCCAUCCUUGAUGACGUCACCCCGUUCUCGCUCCCGGUGAACUCGUCCCGGGGGCUCGUCCUGACCGCCAGCGCGCCCAUCAUCUUCCCGGUCGGGAGCGGCGUCGUGAUCGGGUACGUGCACGUGACGCUGGACGCGAAAAAGUUCCACGAUCUAGUUCUGGACGGGGUGGGGCUGCAGUCGACGGGGGAGGUUUUGCUCGGGGUGGUCGACCCGGGCACCGGGGCGCUGCGCCUCGUGCUGCCCCCCAGCCGGGACCCGCUCGCGCCGCACGUGCAGCCGUGGCAGUCCGAUCGGGCGCUGGAAAAGGCUAUCUUGAACAAGACUGGCUUCCAGAACGAGAAGGACUACCGGGGCAAGGUCGUCGCGGCAGCAUAUGCGCCGCUUGGGAUCCUCGAGUGGGGCAUCGUUGCUAAGAUCGACGCGAGCGAGGCCUACGGCGCGAUCCACCACAUGCGCACCAUCAUCCUCGCGACGGUCCCCUGCGUGCUCGCGCUCGGGAUCUGCGCGUCGUACCUCCUCUCGCGCAUUUUCACGGCGCCCAUCACCAAGCUCGACAAGGUGGCGCGCGCGCUCGCGGACGGGGACCUGUCCGCGCGCGCUAAGGGCGCGAGCUGGGAGAUGCACGACGAGAUCGGGGGCCUGAGGAACACGUUUAACGAGAUGGCGGAGCAAAUGGCUAAGCUGUACAGUACGCUCGAGUCCAGGAUCGAGGAGCGCACGCGCGACCUGAUGUGGGCGAACGCGGACCUGGCCGCGGAGAUCGAGUCGCGGCAGAGCGCGCAGGCGGAGCUGGUGAAUGCGAAAGACGAGGCCGUGUCCGCGAACAAGAUCAAGUCCAACUUCCUCGCCAACAUGAGCCACGAAAUACGGACACCUCUAAAUGGGAUCAUCAAUUGCACCGAGCUGUGUUUGGAGACCCACGUCGACGCGGAGCAGCAAGAGUACCUGGAGCUCGUCAAAUUCUCCGCGGAGCACCUUCUCAACGUCAUCAACGACAUCCUUGACUUCAGCAAGAUCGAGGCGGAGAAGCUGGAGCUGGAGCGCGUCGGCUUCAGCCUGCGCGACCAACUAGAGGCGGCGACCACCGUGCUGGCUGUGCGCGCGUGCCGGCGCAACGUGGAGAUCAUCGUCGACGUGCCGCCAGACGUGCCGGACAACCUCAUGGGCGACCCGGGGCGGCUCUUUCAGAUCCUCGUCAACCUGAUCGGCAACGCGAUCAAGUUCACCCCGGCCCCUGGCGUGGACCACGGCGAGGUGCUCGUGAGCAUUAUCUUGGAUAGUAUCUCCGGAGACGGGCAACAGAUCGGCCUCAAGUUUUCCGUCAAAGACACAGGCAUUGGCAUUCCGCUGGAGAAGCAGUCGCUGCUGUUCCGUCCGUUCUCCCAGGUGGACUCGUCCACCACCCGCGUGUACGGCGGAACCGGGCUCGGUCUAGUUAUCAGCGCCAAGCUGGCCGCCUCAAUGGCGGGGUCCAUGUGGGUGGAAUCGCACGAGGGGCAGGGCAGCAACUUUCUGUUCACCGCCGUCUUCCAGCUCAGCGAUACGCCGCCAGCUAAGCGAUCCGCGGCAAUGCUCGAGGCGCUCCAGAAACUGCCGGUUUUGAUCGUGGACGACAACGUCACGAGCGGUCGCAUCUUGGGCGGUAUGACCGCAUCCUGGGGCAUGUCACCCACGGUCGUAACGUCCGGCCCCGCCGGCAUAGAAGCGUUACACUCCGCCGCCAAAGGGGGGAGGGCCUUCCGGCUUGUGCUGGCUGACGUCUGCAUGCCUGGGAUGGGGGGCCUCGACAUGGUUGCUGACGUCAGGGAGAAGGCGCCGGUGUUGUUGGCGAAGACGGCGGUCGUGGCGCUGACCUUAGCGCUGUCCGCCGCCGAGCACGCGGAAAGGAUGCGCGAGCUGCAGGUGCAGGGCCACUGCGCGAAGCCCAUCAAAGAGGACAGCUUGUUGCGCGCGGUGCACGCCGCGAUCGGGCAAACCGGUUCCACGGGGCUCACCCCCCCGGCGCGAAAAGCGCCCCGGGGAUCCCCCUUGCGGGGCAGCCUGCACGUGUUGGUCACCGAAGACAAUGCGGUGAACCAGAAAGUGGCGACCGCGCUACUUACGAAGUGGGGCCAUACGUUGAAGCUGGCGGGAAAUGGGCGGGAAGCCGUCGAUAUGGUCGAAAAGGAGCCGUUCGAUCUCAUUCUCAUGGACGUCCAAAUGCCGGUCAUGGACGGGUUUGCCGCGACCGCCGCCAUCCGUGCGUGGGAGCUGCGACUGCAGCGCCGGCCGACGCCGAUCGUGGCCAUGACGGCACACGCCAUGUCCGGCGACGCGGAGCGCUGCCUCGCGCUGGGGAUGGACGCCUACAUCAGUAAGCCCCUGAACGCGGAGAAGCUGCACUCGAUGAUCAAAGAAAUGGCACGCGCGCGCCUGGACCAGGCGGAGGCGGCCGCGCUCGUGUCGCCGGUUGCGCUGCUUACCCCGACCGCGCUCCUCCAGAAGGAGGCGACCCGCACCCGCCGCUCGCAGUCGCCGGGCCCGCCGAGAAGCCGGGUCAGCCCCCGGGACAUGGUCCGCAAAUUGCGGAAGAGUUCCCUGGACGAAAAGCUGCUAAGCCGGCAACGACGAAGCGAACCGGGGGCACCAGCGAUCUCCGAAAUGGCGGAUCUCGAGAUGGGGGGCUGCCCGCCGAAACCACGCUCGAUGCCAUCGUGA